This is a messenger RNA of Closterium sp. Naga37s-1, 327 nucleotides long. Lineage: Eukaryota; Viridiplantae; Streptophyta; Zygnematophyceae; Desmidiales; Closteriaceae. The record is from the annotation of a GenBank genome assembly.
AUGCCGUUGCCGUGGCUUGCUUUAAAUUCUUCAGAUUCUCCUUCGUCUCUACGGCACGCAUGUGCGCGCGGUACCGCCGGUCAGCAGCGUGAGUCAUGGCGGCGGCGGUCGCGAGAAGGAGACGGCUUUAAUCCACCGCGCGCUUCCGGAAGAGCUGCUGGUGGAGGUGUUUGCGCGCCUGCCAGCGCAGCAUCUGGGGCGCGUGGCAUGCGUGUGCCGCCGCUGGCGCUACUCCACACGCGCCCCCGCGCUCUGGAAGGAGGCUUGCUUCCGCGCCUGGCACCACGUCCAGGUGGUGGAGGCUUUGGUUUUCUACGUACUGCAUAG